AUGGCUUUCAAAUUGCUCAAGAGACUGUUCAUUGCUGAACUUAUUCUCAAGCACCUUGACCCUGAUUAUCCCUUUAUCAUCCAAGCUGAUGUAGCACUACACUUCUUUUUGAAAAGAAUUGAAUUUAACAACAGCGUUGGAGAUGAAAUUUCUUUUGAUGAGAAAGGAGAACUGGUUACAGGUCUGGAUCUUGAAAAAUGGGUCACUUUCCCCAACCUGUCCUUUCAUUGGAUGAAAGUUGGGAAGCUGGAUCCCUGGGCUGCUGAAGACAAAUGUUCACCAUUUAUGAGGAAGCAUCACUUGGCCCAGCACUUUCAACCAACAGGUGACUUCAUCAUUGGUGGCAUUACAUCUUUUGUCUUCAUAAGCAGAAAUGUAGAAAGGUUUGAGGAAGUUCCCAAGCAUUUUGAUGAUGGUGAAUCGCAAGUCCUGAUCAAAUAUUAUCAGCAUAUUUUGAGCUUGGUAUUUGCUGUGAAGAAGAUCAAUGAAGAUCUCCAGCUCUUACCUAACAUCACGUUGGGCUUCAGAAUAUAUGACACUUAUGGCGGAGAAUAUACAUACCAUGCCACAAUGGAAGUUCUCUCCAAUCAGAACCAAUUCAUUCCCAACUACAAAUGUAGCAUUCUGAACAACCUUGUAUCAGUUGUUGGGACUCUUGAUCCUGCAAUUUCUUUUGAUAUGGCAGAUAUUUUAAGCAUUUAUAACAUUCCACAGUUCCUAUAUGGCCCUCCUCCAAGCAUUAAUGGUAAAACUGAAAUCCCCUUCUACUAUCACAUGGUUCCAGAUGAAGAUUUCCAUUUUAGGGGAAUUCUUCAGCUACUUCUGUACUUUAAGUGGACCUGGAUUGGGAUACUUGUGAAAGGAUAUGGCGGAGCAAAAUUUGAACAACUAAUUUUUUCAUGGUUAUCUCUUCAUGGUAUAUGUAUUGCCUUCUUAGAACAACUCCGAACAAUUUAUAUCGAUAAUGUGGAUGAUGGAUUGAAAUGGUUUGUGGAGACAUUUCAUCUUUUUACUAACAGCAAAGCUAAUGUUGUAAUAAUAAAUGAUAAAUAUGUUUUACAUUUGAGGUGGUUGCUAUAUCUGCCUGAAAUGGAAAUGGUUUCUAUACAGCCAAAAGGUAAGGUGUGGAUCAUUGCUUCCCAAAUGAUUCUUGCAUCAUACUUUUAUCAGAAGAGCUGGGAUAUCCAAGUUCUCCAUGGUGCACUGUCCUUUGCAGCUUAUUCAAAUGAAGUUGAAGGAUUCCAGCAUUUUCUCCAGUCAAGAAAGCAUUUCUUAUUCUUUCACCAAGAUGGCUUUAUAAAAGAUAUGUGGGAGCAAGCAUUUGGCUGUGAAUUUCCAGAUCAAUCUGCAAAUGUGGAAACUGAGGGUAUCUGCACUGGGAAUGAGAAAUUGGAGAGCCUACCUGGGGCAUUUUUUGAAAUGCGGAUGACCAGUCCCAGUUACAAUAUAUAUAAUGCAGUGUAUGCUGCGGCACAUGCUUUACAUGCCAUACAAGUGACUCAACAACCACAUAAGAGAAAGCUGAGUGGUGGGAAACCUAAUCUUCAAGAUAUACAGCCAUGGCAGGUAAUCUGUUCCUGCUUUGGUCUUCCAAAUCUUACUUAUUCUCUAACUCCUCUCUGCAGCUUAGCUUUUGCCUAUGCUGUCCCUCCCUGUGAUGGGCAAACCUUGAUCCAAGUAACUCAGCAGCAUCUUUGGGAAGAUUCAAGUCUCUUACCAAAUCAUUCAUCUCCUCCUGAGAAAACAAUUUUGGUCUUGUAUCAUCUUCAAAGUCAGAACUUGAUUCAUCAUCUGGUUCAGCUUCAUUAUUUUCUGAAAAGAAUUGCUUUUAAUAACAGCAUUGGAAAUGAAAUUUCUUUCCAUGAGAAUGGAGAACUUAUUACAGGACUGGAUAUUGAGAACUGGGUCACAUUCCCCAAUCAAUCAAUUCAUCGAGUGAAAGUUGGGAAGCUGGAUCCUUGGGCUGCUGAAGACCAAAUGUUCACCAUUCGUGAGGAAGACAUUACCUGGCCAAGCACUUUCAAUCAACUACACUUCUUUUUUAAAAGAAUUGCAUUUAACAAUAGUGCUGGGGAUGAAAUUUCUUUUGAUGAGAAAGGAGAACUGGUUACAGGUCUGGAUCUUGAGAACUGGGUCACAUUCCCCAACCAGUCCUUCCAUCGAGUGAAAGUUGGGAAGCUAGAUCCCAGGGCUGCUGAAGACCAAAUGUUCACCAUUCAUGAGGAAGCCAUCACCUGGCCCAGUACUUUCAAUCAAGCCAUGGUGAUAUUGAUUCUUUUCCUAAACUUGCUAUGUGUGUCUUGCAAACCUCAAACAGUGACAUGUGAAAUCCAAGAUGCUAUCCCAAUUGUUCACAAAUAUUUUCAACCAGGUGACCUCAUCAUUGGUGGCAUUACUUCGUUCAUCUUCAUAAGUAGAGUUGUAGAGCACUUUGAGAAGGUUCCCAAGAAUUCUGCUGUUGGUGAACCACUACACAAAACUUUAUUUGAUACAGCAUCUAAUUGCCAUUGCAGAGUUCUGAUCAAGUUUUAUCAGCAUAUUUUGAGCUUCAUAUUUGCUGUGAAGAAGAUCAAUGAAGACCUUCAGCUCUUACCUAACAUCACCUUGGGCUUCAGAAUAUAUGACAGUUAUGGUGGAGAGUACUCAUAUCAUGCCACAAUGGAACUUUUUUCAAGUCAGAACCAAUUAAUUCCCAAUUACAAAUGUGGCAUCCUGAACAAACUCAUAUCUGUUGUCGGAACUCUUGAUCCUGAAUAUUCUUUUACUAUUGAAGACAUUUUAGGCAUUUACAGGGUUCCACAGUUCUUAUAUGGUCCUCCUCCAAGUAUCAAUGGUAAAACUGAUAUCCCCUUUUAUUACCACAUGGUUCCAGGAUGCGGUGGUGAGACCCCUCCUNUCCUCUGUUUCCUUUGCUCACUGCAGUUCCUCAUUGCACCUGGAAAUAUAAUAUGUCUCCUGCGACAAAUUAGUUUUGGCAUCAUCUUCUCAGUGGCUGUGUCUUCUGUGCUAGCAAAAACCAUCACUGUAAUUAUGGCUUUCAUGGCUACCAAGCCAGGAUCCAGGAUGAGAAAAUGGUUGGGAAGAGGUCUGGCCACCUCCAUUGUUUUUACUUGUUCCCUGAUUCAAGUUGGCAUCUGUACAGUAUGGCUCAUCACAUUUCCUCCUUUUCCUGAUAUUGACACCCAUUCAGAAAUGGAAGAAAUCAUAUUGCAGUGCAAUGAAGGCGCAACUACCAUGUUCUACUGUGUCCUGGGCUACAUGGGCUUUCUGGCAUCUGCCAGUUUCACCGUUGCUUUUUUAUCCCGGAAACUCCCCAGCAGUUUUAAUGAGGCCAAAUGCCUCACUUUCAGCAUGCUGAUCUUCUGUAGUGUGUGGCUCUCCUUUGUUCCAUCCUACCUGAGCACCAAAGGCAAAUACAUGGUGGCUGUGGAAGUUUUCUCCAUUUUAGCAUCCAGUGCUGGGUUGCUGGGCUGCAUAUAUUUCCCCAAAUGUUACAUUAUCAUCAUUUUGCCACAGCUUAACAAUAAAGAACAACUAAUUAAGAGAAAAAGUUAA
Molecule: messenger RNA, 3555 nt
Organism: Thamnophis sirtalis
Lineage: Eukaryota; Metazoa; Chordata; Lepidosauria; Squamata; Natricidae
Source: RefSeq, a predicted model, not a curated record